Selaginella moellendorffii is the source of this 1280-nucleotide messenger RNA. RefSeq lists its product as uncharacterized. The transcript has 3 exons. Bases 183 to 1280 code for a protein of 365 amino acids. The record is from RefSeq and is a predicted model, not a curated record. Lineage: Eukaryota; Viridiplantae; Streptophyta; Lycopodiopsida; Selaginellales; Selaginellaceae.
CAGUGCUCGACCCUCAGGCGGCUAGAGACAGGCUACGUGAACUCGUGAAGGCAUGCGUAAGACAAUAUCCGCGAAAGUUUGUGCCAGAGGAGAUUCUCAGGAAGCAGAAAGAGUUGCAAGCACUGGAACGAAUUCAGAACCUUUUUAAUAACCAGAAUGACAACUCUACAGGGAUUUCUCUAAUGUCCACCUCUGUGGCAAGUCUACAAGAGAAAUCCCCUUCGCAUGGCUCGUUUGAUGUAAGUGGUUGCACUGUUGAUGAAAUUGGUGCGCAUGCAGAUCCUAACCACGAACUGUCGAAAAAUCGUGCUGAGCCGUCACGCUCCGGGAGGAAGCCCAUUCCUUCCGAAGAGGCGCCUGUGUGGCUGUCGGAACAAGGAUGGUGUGAUGUUUAUGCUUCGCCUGCCGUGUUGGCUAAUGGCAUAUCAAGUCCACUGGAGUACUUGACGCUGUUUCAAAUGCACCAGUCGAGAACCGCUUGUAAUCCAUGGCUUAAGUUGCUGGAGACUGAGCUUGCCAAGCUUGUAUCAGCGCUGGGCUUUCAGCAAAUUGAAGAUGGCCUUGAGAAUCUAGACAAGAAGCUGGGUAACGUGGAACAGGCGGCAGAAACUCUUAGAGAGAAAGAAGUUAAGCGUUCAGAACAACAACCACAGCGGUCACUCUCCGACAGUAUUACUUCUUGCUGCGCAGUGAAAAACACACAGCUUGAACACAUUCUUUCAUUUCUAAUCUCAACGUCAGAGAAGUUCCAAUCGUUUGUAAAGGUCACAAAAGAAGCACUGUUAGAUGAGGACCGGAAAAACACUCUUUUCAAACAAUGCGCUGGAGACAAGCGAUUACAUCUGGAAGUACUAGACUCUGGAUUUGAGCUCAAUUCUGAACUCCUUGACAUCCUCAAUCGAAUGGAGAGUGCACUAACACAUUUUGCGAGGUUUAGCACCGAGUUACUGCCUUUUCUCAGUGAGCAUCUAUCUGUGACGAAAAAGCUUUCGUCUGCUAUAGAUGGUGCAUUCGAGAAUUUCAUGUUGAUCAAGGAUAUAGAAAAAACCAAGAAGCAUUCUGAAGAGAUGGUACAGAUAAUGGGCUCCUUAGAGCACCAAUACAACAUUCUGAAAACGAAGUUUGAGCAAUUGUCUACAUUUGACGAAGGACAUUCUCGGGAAUCUCGUGAAAACGUGCCUAACAAUCAGCAAAUGGAGUCCUUAAGCAACCAAAAGCUGGAGAAUGGAAUCCGAAAUGUGUCCUCUGCGAUUCCAGAAGCAGGAAAUUUUUUCACUUGA